Lampris incognitus (smalleye Pacific opah) is the source of this 2002-nucleotide messenger RNA. RefSeq names its product steroid receptor RNA activator 1 (gene sra1). Gene Ontology annotation, cellular component: nucleus. The record is from RefSeq and is a predicted model, not a curated record. The transcript is spliced from 6 exons. Gene Ontology annotation, biological process: regulation of transcription by RNA polymerase II. NCBI's taxonomy places the organism in Eukaryota, Metazoa, Chordata, Actinopteri, Lampriformes, Lampridae. The coding region runs from base 121 to 861 and encodes 246 amino acids.
CAUCACCGGAAAUGCGUAUACGCAGCCACGUGUCCCGGAAAAACAGCCGGAUCGAAGAACAAGAGGAAGAAGAAGGUGGAGGUUUAACGUUAGAAGUGUUACUGUCAGUGUACCGCAGUCAUGGAGGACACGUUCAUCAAACCAGGCAACCAGGAGCGGGGCUGGAACGACCCUCCACAGUUCUCCUAUGGCCUGCAGACAGCACACGGAUCCAGAAGGAACAUCCUUGCCAAGAGGGCCGCACCAUCACUAGUUAAUGGUCCAAGACCUCUGCCAUCAGCCCCAACUUCUCAUAGCCCUCAGGCACCUCCCCAGUCUGGAGUAAGCUUGCCUCCUCAACACCAGGCACCUCCUCCUCCUCGUAUGCUUAUGUCCACUCCUGCACAAGGUCCAGUAAUGGGGCAAAAAGACCCUGGCAAUAGCCAAUCAGUGAGUGAGCCUGAUGUGGAGGGUGUGGUCUCUGUGCUGACCUGGGCGCUGAAUGCCUGCCGACGGGGUGUGCCAGUUCAGGUUUGCGAUGAUAUGGCGAAGCGGCUUCAUCUCCUGGAAGCAAACUGGAGGUCAGGACGACUUUCCCUGCCUGUCAGACGACGUAUGGAGACACUGGCCCAGGAGCUGCAGUCUGGUCACUGGGAUGUGGCUGAUGAGAUACACCGCUCUCUGAUGGUGGACCAUGUGACUGAGGUCAGCCAAUGGAUGGUGGGCGUGAAGCGACUCAUUGCUGAGACCCGGAACCUUAGCCCAGAGCUGUUAGGACCUCCCCCAAACCCAGAAAAAGCUGUUCAGAGCCCAGAUGAACCAACCCAGGGCUCAGAGGAACCUAUACAGAGUCUAGACCACACCAUUGUCUCCCAUUCCUGACUGUGCCGUCUAAGAAAGCCUCAGCUGAUGCCUCAGAAUAUUUCCUCCGUUGGUUCAGAAGUCAGGAAACAGGAAAACUUCAUGUUUUCAUUUGACGUUUCAGUCUGAUUCAGUUAGCGCCGUUUGAAACUUACACCUCUGUCUCCCAGAUCCACGCAGCUCAUCAGGCAGUAUCUACGUAGCAUGUAUGUUUUUUUUUUUUUUUUUUUUUUAGAAAACAUUAAUUUCCCCCUCACUCUGCCAGUAGAUCAUCUAGCACUAAUGCCAUAUCACCGUUUUCAUAUGAAAAAAUAAUGUUGGGGGCAUCCGGGUAGCAUAGCGGUCUAUUCUGUUCCCUACCAACAUGGGGAUCGCUGGUUUGAAUCCCCGUGUUACCUCCGGCUUGGUCGAGCGUCCCUACAAACACAACUGGCUGUGUCUGCGGGUGGGAAGCCAGAUGUAGGUAUGUGUCCUGGUUGCUGCACUAGCGCCUACUCUGGUCGGUCAGGGCGCCUGUUCAGGGGGGAGGGGGAAUAGCGUGAUCCUCCCGCACGCCACGUCCCCCUGGUGAAACCCCUCACUGUCAGGUGAAAAGAAGCGGCUGGUGACUCCACAUGUAUGGGAGGAGACAUGUGGUAGUCUGCAGCCCUUCCCGGACCGGCAGAGGGGGUGGAGCAGUGACUGGGUUGGCUUGGAAGAGUGGGGUAAUUGGCCAGAAACAAGGGGAGAAAAAUCUAAAAAAAAUAAAAAAAUAAUAAUAAUGUUGGCUGUGAGCCAAUUUUUAAGAUAAAAUUGUUGAUUUGGUAUUUGGUCCAAAAAGUUGUUCUGAAAGUUGAGAUGUGGUAAAAAUGGAACCAAACACCAUCAGCUCGAUAACACCGUCAGCAUAGAUAAAAGGACACAAGUCACCAUAGCAUAACAGUGUUGCCUUAAACAAAACAAUAAACCAAAUAAAGGCUGUCAUGACCAGAGGCAAGUUAAGGGAUGUUGGUGAUGGUCGAGCCCUGGAACCUGAAUUCACAGCUUUGUCAUUUGUUCCGGCAUGUUCCUUCAGAUGUCUUGUGUCCACAGGUACGAGUGCUGACCAGCCUUAAGGCUGUUCAUGCCACACUAACAUGAGAUAUCCUACACAAACUAAAGCCUGAUACUUCUAAAUAAACAG